This is a messenger RNA of Xenia sp. Carnegie-2017, 1723 nucleotides long. RefSeq names its product multiple inositol polyphosphate phosphatase 1-like. The transcript has a single exon. The coding region runs from base 333 to 1679 and encodes 448 amino acids. NCBI's taxonomy places the organism in Eukaryota, Metazoa, Cnidaria, Anthozoa, Malacalcyonacea, Xeniidae. Gene Ontology annotation, molecular function: acid phosphatase activity; inositol phosphate phosphatase activity. The record is from RefSeq and is a predicted model, not a curated record.
AUGAUUUCUUGGAAUGCAUGUUAAUCAAAUUAGUUAACGACGAAGUUAAGGGUUAGUGAGGAUAAGUGAAAAAUCAAGUCCAGUGAAGUCUAAAGUUGAAGCUGACAGCAAAAGAAGGACAUAUCUACAUUGAUUUAAAAGCCGUUAGUUUCGUAAGUUUAACUUGGACCGAUGCACUAUAGUCUAGUACUACAAUAGAUUUUCAACAGACCUAAUUUUAAAAGCACAUCAUUUUGGUUGAUGGAAAAUUGGAUGGAGUGCAGGUGAAGUAAAGAACAACAAACACCAGUUUUAUUUGAUGAGAUGAAUUUACGAACAAUAAUAGAAAGGAAAUGAAAAGAAUAUGCAAUGCGGGGCUGUUUGCAUGCGGAUUUCUUCUCCUAAUACAAAGCAAGGAUAUUGUUUUUUCAAGAAAAUACUCUUAUAAAAGGCGAAAUUUUGCCACAAAGUCAAGAUACCCUGAUGCUGAAGAAAAAACAACAAGCAUUCCUAAGGAGUGUCGCCCAAAGUUCAUUAAUAUGGUAUUAAGACACGGCACUCGCUACCCUGGAGAGAAAGAUGUGAUUGGAAUGAAUAAGCUUGAAGACUUCAUCAACCAGUUCCAUGUUAACUCAACAAUACAACAUAAUUUAACAUCUUGGAGAAAUCGUUUUUUAAAUGGUCACAAAUUGCUGGCUGCCACAGGUGCACAAGAAUUGUACAACAUUUCAAAGAGAAUACGGCGAUGGUUGCCAUCACUUUUUUCACCAAAAUAUAAUGGCGAAGAGCAUAUGUUUGUAUCUACCAUGACAGCUCGUACUAGUCAAAGUGCAUCAGCCUUUGCAUUUGGUCUGUUUGAGGGAACAGGAAACCUUGGCCCUUCAAUGUUUCAACCUGUUGCCAUAACAACCACCAAUCUAACUGAACCGCAAUUGAGGUUUUUUGACAAUUGUCUAAAGUACCAGUUGAAAGUUUCAAAGAAUAAGAAGAUUUCAUUGGCUGAGUACAACAAGUUUCGUGAUGGACAAGAAAUUCUUGAUUUGAAGAGAAAGUUAGGAUUUAAACUGAAUAUUCCUGAUAACAUUAGCAUUACUACUGAUCACAUUGAACAUAUGUUUCUUUCAUGUGCAUUUGAAGUGGCAAUUUAUGGAAAAGGAAAAUGGUGUAGCAUAUUUGACGAUUCUGAUUUGGAUGUUAUUGAAUAUAUGUAUGAUUUGAAAAAUUAUUGGAAAAGAGGAUAUGGUUUUGAAAUCAACUAUCAAAUGAGCUGUUUACUUCUUAAAAACAUUACAGAAUCAAUCGAAAAUGCUAUCAGGUCCUCUGGCAAAACAAAAGCAAUUUUCCAGUUUGCACAUUCAGAAACUCUCAUUCCAUUGCUUUGUCUCAUGGGUCUAAACAAAGAUAGCGAGCCUUUAUUGGCCAACAACUAUCAUAAACAAAAAAAUCGUUUGUUCAGGACUUCAAUUAUUGCACCAUUUUCAGCAAAUAUUGCAAUCAUUUUGUACUCAUGUCAAUUUGACAUGGCAGACUCGUUUCAUGUCCAAGUCCUUGUCAAUGAAAAUGUUACGCCAUUGCCUUGCUGUGAUGGACUGGAUCUCUGUCCUUUGAAGGAAUUCAGAGCAUGUUUUCAAGCAAUCACAAACAGCUGUGACUACAACCGUAUAUGUGAUAUGGACAAACCUUCUCAUAAUGACCUUUGAACAAUUUUAUGUAUAAUACUAAUUUUAUUGAUCAUACCUGAUAA